UGUGUGUGUGUGUGUGUGUGUGUGUGUGUGUGUGUGUGUGUGUGUGUGUGUGUGUGUGUGUGUGUGUGUGUGUGUGUUUCAACCUUUGCCCAGAAGGGUUGGAUAUUCGGAAGACACAAUGAAGUUGGAAGACAUGCCAGUCUGGGCAGGAAGUGCUGUAUUAGUGUAACUGUGCCGUACAUCCAGCCCUCUUUACUCAGGAGAUCAUGAUGAAUACAGACCACCAGUCUGGAAGUCCUACUUGUACCAGCUCCAGCAGGAGGCGCCACACCCACGAAGACUCACGUGCAUCUGUGAGGUACCACGGUAUGGUCUCCCGGGAGGAUGCUGACCAGCUACUGAACCAGGCCGAGGGCAGCUACCUCAUCAGAGAGAGCCAGAGACAGCCCGGCACCUACACACUGGCCCUACGGUUCAGGAACCAGACCAAAAACUUCCGUCUGUACCACGAUGGGAAGCACUUUGUCGCCGAGAAGAGGUUCGAGUCCAUCCAUGACUUGGUCACCGACGGCCUGAUCACGCUCUACAUCGAGACAAAGGCGGCGGAGUACAUCGCCAAGAUGACCAUCAACCCCAUCUACGAGCACGUGGGCUACACCACCCUCAGCUUGGAGCCCACGCUCAAGAAGCACCUGCCGCUGCGCAGCGCCCCCGACCAGCCCGACGGCCUCACCCCCACCAGGGACCGUGGCCACGCCGAGGAGAGGGUGAGGACGCCUAGAAACACAUCCAACAUGCCUUUAUAUACACGCACGCACGCACGCGCGCGAGUCUAGCGUCGCCCCGCCGGAUGCUGCACUUCCUCGUCAAAUGUAUUCGUACUGGUCGUGCAAAAGUGCUGCAAAGGAUCAUGGGAUGGCUUGCGUCGGUGUGACGGCAUUGGUUAACUUUGCGCAAAUGAGCGAAGCUCGAGCAAUUUCAUUGGACCGUGAGCGGUUUUGAGCAGUUCUAUGGUAUUUAAAUUGCUGUGUGUGUGUGUGUCCCGGCUGGGCCAUGUACUCACUGGGCUGUUCACCAGUUUUAGAAUUGCAAUCAAGGGAA
Gadus macrocephalus (Pacific cod) is the source of this 1041-nucleotide messenger RNA. RefSeq names its product N-chimaerin-like. NCBI's taxonomy places the organism in Eukaryota, Metazoa, Chordata, Actinopteri, Gadiformes, Gadidae. Gene Ontology annotation, biological process: regulation of GTPase activity. The transcript has 6 exons. Bases 207 to 776 code for a protein of 189 amino acids. Gene Ontology annotation, molecular function: GTPase activator activity. The record is from RefSeq and is a predicted model, not a curated record.